AUGUUGUUGGUUUGGAUCCUGGCUGAGAGUCCCGGUUGUUCCAGCUUAACCACUAAGGAGCUCCAACAGAACUUGAAGCUGGCGAAGCAAAAUGAGCGACCGGUCCGGCUGCUGUUUGAGAUCCCAUCGAGUCGAAUUGUGGACCAGCUGCUGAACAAAUACGUGGCGUAUCAGAUCGUCGUGAUGCGCUCUGGCAGCUUUGAUUCCUGUUGUGUUUCCAUCGAGCGCCGCUACAGUGACUUCCGGAGGCUUCACCACAAACUGCUGGAGGAGUUUGACGAAGAGCUGGAGGACGUUCUUCUGCCCCCGAAGCUCCUGACGGGAAACUUCAGCCCAGAGAACAUUCUGGAGCGCCGCCUGGCCCUGCAGGACUACCUGGCCAAGCUGUUCGCAACCCGCUGCGUCAGACACUCCGCACACUUCUCGGAGUUCUUCACCGAGCACGAGCAGAAGCAGGCCCACGUGCUGCUGCGAGCGGGCCAAUUCAAGGCCGCUCUGGAGCAGCUGCAGACGGUCCUGGAGAUCCAGGAAAAGCUGCUGCCGUGGCAAAAGUCCACCCUGACCGUCCCCGCCCUGUCUGCGAUCGCUGUGUGUUACCGGGACCUGGACGAGCCGGAGCAGGCCUUCUCAGCCGCUCAGCGAGCUCUUCCUCCGGUGAGGCGCUACGGACUGAAGCCCUAUCGAGCGCCGCUGCUGGAGCUGCUGGUAGAUCUGGGGUACCAGCUGGGUCGUCCCGUGGCUCAGCUGCAGGACGAGCUGACGGCCGUCAGGAACGGCGAGAGAGGGGAGGUGUGCUUCCGGUCGCUGAAGGAAGUGGUGAUCCACAAGUUCAUCUGAGGAAGAGCAGGAACCCAGACUUACCAGAGACCCUGUGAAGAGAAAGUCUGGGUUUACUAAAAACCGAAAUGGCCUCAAAGCUGUAAAAAAGUUACAUUUGAGAGUGAAUUCCCACCAGUCUGUUCAGUCCUUCAAUCAAACUCUAGUUUGUUUGUCUAAAGUCUGGUUCAUUUGUGGAGGUUUGAAUGAGCGAACUCUGCUUCGCCUACAAAUUCAAACGCAUAUGUGAAUACCAAGUGGACCAGAGACCUGCUAAAGCCCUAAAGAAGUUGCUGUAAAUUUUUCUUUCUCCCCCCUCAGUCUGUCACUCUUUUGUUUGGAUGUGUUCCUAUUCCAAAGUAUUUUGGGAACAGUUUUAUAACUAUGUUUAUUCCAAAAUAUAAGCAAACGUUCAAUUGCAUUGGGAAAAUGUCCUGUUUGGGCUUCAACAAAGGGCCAAAAAUAAAUCCAAAAGAUUUAUUUAUUAACUUAUUAAUCAACCAUGCUAAGUUUUGAGGAGAAAGUCUGUUGUUAUUGUUGAGUUUUAAUAAUAUAUGCUUGCGAUCUAAUUUCUAUCUGAUCAAAAGGGAAGAACAACCACAUGAUUUGUUCCUAACUUAAGCGUCUGGAUGAUCCUGUUGUCUUAAUUUAUUUUUACAUGAGGUUACUUGGCACGAAUGUUACUUUAUGUAGGAUUUUCUGUCAAUUCUGACAUUUCUUUUAAUAUUAUUUAUGCUACCCCUGUCUAGUUUCCACAUUCUUGUUUUUGUUGUACGUUGUCACAAAUAAAGAUGCCUAAACAAUUAA
Xiphophorus hellerii (green swordtail) is the source of this 1623-nucleotide messenger RNA. RefSeq names its product sorting nexin 20 (gene snx20). Gene Ontology annotation, biological process: protein transport. Gene Ontology annotation, cellular component: early endosome membrane. The record is from RefSeq and is a predicted model, not a curated record. The transcript is spliced from 3 exons. Gene Ontology annotation, molecular function: phosphatidylinositol phosphate binding; protein binding. The coding region runs from base 1 to 837 and encodes 278 amino acids. Lineage: Eukaryota; Metazoa; Chordata; Actinopteri; Cyprinodontiformes; Poeciliidae.